AUGAAUGGACUAGGUUUCGGGGCGGUGGCGGCGGUGGUGGCCCGUUUUUGGGGGGGUGGUCUCGGGUUGCUCUUUGGGGGUGGUGGUGGGUUAAGGUUUGGUGGUGGUGGGCUGAGGUUUGGGGGUGGUGGUGGGUUGAGUUUUGGUGUAGGUGGUGGUGGCGGCUUGUGUUUUUGGGUGGAGGUGGCUUGUGCUUUUCGGGCAGUGGCUUUGCUCUCUUACGUUUUGCCACCAAAUGGCAGCAACUCUUGUUCAAGGGAGUUUGCCGCUUCCAAAGGAGGAGGACGCUUAUAA
Prunus armeniaca (apricot) is the source of this 294-nucleotide messenger RNA. The record is from the annotation of a GenBank genome assembly. NCBI's taxonomy places the organism in Eukaryota, Viridiplantae, Streptophyta, Magnoliopsida, Rosales, Rosaceae.